GAAGGUUACGUAAGCCAUUGAAAGUCGUACGCUACCAAGUCCUAUUUCCGAUUGUUUGUUGUUUGUAUAAAUGUACAUGCAUCGUAUGUGUUUAUUGAUUGGUCGGCUCACUUUUUCUAAUGCUCUUUUCUCCUUCAGAUCCUAAAUCACAUACACCUCUAUAAGAUAAAUAGACUAAAAUUGGACUACAGACCACAUACAAACCUACCAGAAUCUCAUGUUUUAACUAUGUUAACCAUACUGGACGUUGCUCCAGUCUAAGUAUGACUGCUAUGACUUUCUUAUAUCAUUACUAUCCUUUCUAAGUUGCUCAACAUCAAAUAUCUUGAUCAAAAGUUAGUAUAAACCGAUUGAUUUCGCACUUUGUUUUUGUUGUUGCGAUGAAGUCAUUAAUUCUUACGUCUUAUUGUACCCUUUUUACAGAUUUCCAUUUGAGGAACGACAAACGCAUAGUUUAGGCUCAAAUCUGCAAACGACUUAACAUCCCAAUAAUGGCUCACCCCAUUGUUGACGAAAGUCUCGGGAAGGACUAUCAAAAAGAGCUGUUGUUACAGAAGCACAUGAAGUUCCUAGUUAAAUGCAAAGAUGAGAAAGAUAGCACCAUGGAUUAUUGCAGAAUGUCUGGGAUCUAUUGGGUUCUUACUGCUCUUGAUUUGCUCGAUGCAUUAUCAGAAGUCGAUGGAGAUGCAAUAAUUAACUUUGUAUUGAGUUGUCAGAAAACGUGUGGUGGAUUCUCUCCAUGCCCCAAACACGAUGCACAUCUGCUCUCAACUCUAAGCGCCAUCCAAAUACUUGCAAUGUAUGAUUGCUUAGACAAAAUAAAUGUUGAGGCAGUUUGUUCGUUUGUUUCUAAACUGCAGCAACCAGAUGGAAGUUUCGCUGGCGACAUUUGGGGUGAAAUUGACACUCGUUUUUCAUUUUGUGCCGUUGCUACACUACAUAUACUUGGAAUGCUUUCCAAAAAUGUUAUUGACAUCGAAGCUUGUGCUUCGUACCUUGAACAAUGUCAAAAUAUAGAUGGAUGUUUCGGGACUCGACCUGGAAGUGAAUCUCAUGCGGGUCAAGCAUAUUGUGUCGUGGGAGCUCUAUCUAUACUUCGUCAACUACAUCGGUUAAAUAUAGACCGUGCUGCUUGGUGGCUGGCCGAGCGUCAGCUUCCAAGUGGAGGUUUGAAUGGAAGACCUGAAAAACAUCCUGAUGUUUGCUAUUCAUGGUGGGCUGUAGCCACUCUUACUAUAUUUGGUCGUUUGACUUGGAUCAAACAGACUGACCUUACUCGCUUCAUCUUAGCUUCUCAAGAUGACCAAACUGGCGGUAUAGCAGACAGACCUGGAAAUAUUCCUGACCCAUUUCAUACUUUAUUUGGUCUUGCUGGUCUCUCUUUAUUAGCUCGAGUUGAUCAGUGUUUCUCCUCAUCAAAAAAAACAGAAAAUGGAGUUAGUGAUAUAGAAGAUCCAGCAUUGGUUGCUUUGCAAGUGGCUAAAAAGAAGCUGAAAAUUAUUAACCCAGUAUUGUGUAUGCCCCAAUACUUAAUAGAUCGAUUGCAACUCAAAUUUCAACUCUUGUAAAUAUUUUCUUUCUAAUUUUAAUUUGUUAUAUUCAAACUAAGUUUCUUACAUUUUGUCCUACUAGCUAGGGUUUCUGACCGCUGCUGUUCAGUUGUAUUACCUAUUAAAAUCAUUUGAAGGCAGUACUUUAAUACAUUGUUAUACAUAUUUCUGGCUUCCUCAACAUCAAUUUGUUUGUGGUUGUUCAUUAUCUGUACAUUCCCAAUGAUUUUCUUUUAAAACAUACUUCUUAUUUGUGAUAAAAAUUCUCGAAACAAAGGUUUUGUAUAUAUCUUUGCUUGUGUUUAAUUAGGACCAGCUUAACACUCCAAUUAAGGAUAGCUAAAAAUUAUCAGUAGUUGUACAUGUAUGAUCGAGUUUCUUAUGUAUUAUUCUUGAUAGUAUUGUUACAAGCGAAAUAGGAUUUUGAUUUAAUUAGUUAUCCCACAUAGUUUUUAAAUUUUGAAUGUUUUUAAUUGCUUUACGACGGAGUGAAACUUGAUUUUUUG
Messenger RNA from Schistosoma turkestanicum, 2056 nucleotides. NCBI's taxonomy places the organism in Eukaryota, Metazoa, Platyhelminthes, Trematoda, Strigeidida, Schistosomatidae. The record is from the annotation of a GenBank genome assembly.